Molecule: messenger RNA, 2790 nt
Organism: Striga asiatica
Lineage: Eukaryota; Viridiplantae; Streptophyta; Magnoliopsida; Lamiales; Orobanchaceae
Source: the annotation of a GenBank genome assembly
GUCUCGUUAAUAAUAACUGAAGCCUAGAGAGUAAAUCUAGUCAUGGAGAUGAGAUCAACAAGAAUUUCAGAGCUAAAGCAGAACCAUGAACUGAGCAUUAUGUGGAGGUUGCUUAAUGCCAUUGACUCCUGCCAAGAUCAAACCUGCGGCAAGCUGAUUUCAAACGGGAGGCCCUCGAGCAAGCAAAUUACCGCUCGUCCAAGAAAGAUUGACCAGCUCACGAGCUUUGAUGAAGAAUGCCGAAGAAUUCAAAAUCAGAAUGAAGUAGAAUUGGGAAAUGUCAAGGCUGAUGAUGAAUAUAUGCCCUCUGAGACAUACGAGGCAAUAUAUCAGAUAAUCGAACAGCACCAAUGUGAAAAAAUCGAUCAUCAACUUAUCGACCUUCUCUUGAAGGCUCAGAAUAGAGCAAAAGAGAAGAGCCAUAAAGCGCACCACUUAUCUUCGUGUUAUUUAAGUGAUGCGGCUAACUUAUUCCAUCAGCUGCUUCCAACUUCAUCUAAUAUAUCUCUAGACAAUGUUACGUUAGCUGCAAUUUUAAGGACGGUCUGUGUUCAUAAUCAGCAGGAAGAGAGUAUUCACACAAGCGCAAAAGCUUUUGUUGAUCGGAUGUUUAUUCACAGAAAGCUCAUCUCGAAAGGCAUGGUUUAUCCUCGGUCCAAGUCCUCGUCUAAUGAAUUUGGAAUUCCGGAUUCAGAUAAGGACCUGUUUGGGGGGCUCUUUCUGGAAACAGAAUCUCUCUUACAAAGGCCCUUCAAGAAUUCUAAAUAUCCUCGAAUAGAAAAACAAACACUUAAGUCUGUCUUGGAUGGAAAAGAACUCGAGGGCCUCGACUCGACUAGUAGUUCAGAAAAUCCCGGAAGUGUAUUUAUCGCUAGAAAUGGGAAAAUGGGCACGAAUUCACAGUCAAAGUCCACGAAAACAAAUUUUGUAGAACAGCCUUCGGACAGAAUAGUGAUACUAAAGCCAGCGCCUCAAAAAUCAGCAAAACAAUCGGAAAAUGUGAACUGCCAUUGCUCAUCAUUGCAGGCUCAUAAAAAGUUCGGUAAUUUUCCGGAUGCGAAACCGAAAUCUUUCUCUUUUAAAGAAAUGAAGAGGAAGUUGAAGCUUACGUUUGGUGGGACUAAAAAAGAAUCGAGCAAGUUUCCGAAUUUCGGGUCAAAAAGAAACUUGGAGUUUCCUAGUGAGGGGACUCUGCCUGGCCAACAAGGAUUUGAUGUAAUUUUGGAGGCAAAGAGGCACCUUUCUGCAAGAUUCAAGAAUGUAAAUGCUACGAAGACUUUGAUGGACAAAAAAUCCCCAAAAACCCUGGGCCGGAUUCUGGCGUCGCCCGAGAGGGACUUUCGGGCCAUUGGCCCAAGAAGGGGCAGCCCAUAUGGUUCUGAUUUUGACCAGAUGAUCAUCAGUCCUUACAAUGGUUCAGCCAGAGUUGGUGAAAUCAUUUCAGAAAUGCCAAAGGCUAAUCAAGGGGUUUGUUUAAGCCCAUCAAGGCAUAACUCGGAGGUUACAUCAUGUGAUUUUGUUUUCGAAAACCGUAUCCUACAAAUAAUGGAUACAAAAACUGGUUUAUCUCCAACUCCAAGCACUGAUGAAGAAGCACACGAUGACAACAGCUCUUCUAUUGAUGAUAUCAAGUCUAACGGUGUAUCCCAAUUGCAUACUUCAGAGGUGCCUACUGAUACAAACAGCUAUGACAUUCAAAAAUUGCAGUUAACAGACGCAACAGAAUUACAAAAGGCUGAUGAAACUGGUUCAAUAUCAGAGAACGAGGUGUCCACAUCAACAAUCGAUGGGUUACCAUCGAUACCAUCAAACAUCAACCAGUUAGACUCAGCCAACACCAUCAAACACCAAGGUGAACAUCAGAGCCCGGUUUCAGUACUCGACCCGUUUUUCACAGAAGACGCUAACAGUCCCCCAAGCGCCACACUUGAAUCUGGGCAAUUUUUAGGACAUCAAUUCAAACCACGUCGUCUAGACUUUGACCCACCAAAUUCAUGCAUGCAAGAACAAGAUCACCUCUCCCAGUACGUUCAUUCGGUACUAGAAGCUUCUUGUUUAGACUGGGAUCAAUUAUCCGAAAUCGCAUCCACACAUGAAGAGAUACUCGAUUCAUUCUUAUUUUAUGAAGUGGAGUUUUCCCCUGUCGACGGUUAUUUUGACCCGAAACUUCUUUUUGACCGCAUAAAUGAAAUAUUAGUAGACAUAUACGAAUUUCAUUUUUGCUCUCCUCCUUGGCCAUCGUUCGUGAAGCCGAAAAUCAAACCCGGGCCACUGGCAGAGCUUGUUCUUGAUGAGGUCAUGAAAGGAGCUGAUUUUUUUCUGCUUCCGAGGACUGAGAGAAGGACAUUGGACCAGCUUGUCUCGAAAGAUGUGGCGAAAUGUGGAUCAUGGAUCGACAUUCGGGUUGAUACUGAAGAGCUCGUGAACGAGAUUUCUGAAGAGUAUGUGGAGGAAUGCAUGCUGGAUGUUCUGCUGGAGUUUUAUACUUAGGAGUGUUUGUUCAUAAUGUUUGUAGUUUCAAAUUUUGUUUUGCCUUUAGGGGUUGUAUGUGAAUUUGACAGUUUUAGUUCUCCAAUCUACAUGGUUUGAAAUAAUGAAUAAAAUAUGGUGGUAUAUUCUACCUAAAAGACUUUUAUAGUAAUCGUUUAGGUGUUUUUUGGUAUUAUGUGCAUCUAUGUGCCCCUUACAUUCAUAUAAGUUUGAGUGCAAAUAGAUUUUAGGUGGUUUAUUGGUUUUAUGUGUAUGUAUGUGUCCCUUACAUUCAUGUAAGUUUAAGGUGUUGGAGUGCAA